AUGGAUUCCCCGGCUGCCGGUGAAGGACAGCGGUUCAAGCGGAUUCCAAGGCAGCCUUGUGGCCGGAACCUGGAGCUGGAUCCACUGCUUAAUGAGAAUUUGGAACAGUGGCCACAUCUAAGUGAGCUAGUACAGUGUUAUAACGCUGAUUUUGUGAAAGAUGACUGCAAAUAUGGACGCUAUGAGAGUGUCGCGCCACCGUCCUUUCAGAAUCAAAUUUUCGAGGGACCUGACACCGACAUAGAAACAGAAUUGCAGCUUUGCAACGCUAGGCAUUCCAAGCCUGAGGAAACUACUGAGGAUGAUAUGCCAAGCACUUCAGGGAGGCAAAUAUAUGAAACUGAACCAUCUGCUUCAUCUUCAAAAAAACAUUGUACUCUCUCACCUUUACCGGCAUAUGAACCUGCAUUUGAUUGGGACAAUGAGAGAUCUUUAAUAUUUGGCCAACGCCUGCCAGAAAGUCUCCCUGCAACACACAGCAGUGGAUUGAAGAUAACGGUCAAGGUAUUGUCUUUGUCAUUCCAAACUGGAUUAGUCGAACCUUUUAGCGGUACAAUCUGCUUGUACAACAGAGAUAGGAGAGAAAAGCUAUCCGAGGACUUCUACUUCCACAUACUUCCAACAGAAAUGCAAGAUGCUCAUAUAUCUUUGGACCGUCGGGGUGUUUUCUCAUUGGACACCCCUUCACCAUCAAUCUGCCUUCUGAUCCAGCUAGAAAAGGCUGCUACUGAAGAAGGGGGAGUAACUCCUUCCAUUUAUUCCCGUAAAGAACCUGUGCACUUGACUGAGAAAGAGAAGCAGAAGCUGCAAGUUUGGUCUCGAGUCAUGCCAUACAGAGAGCCAUUUGCAUGGGCAAUGAUUCCUCUGUUUGAAAACAACCAUGCUGGUGGUGAUGCUGCCUCUCCUAGCAGCCCUUUAGCACCAAGUAUGUCAGGCUCAAGUUCUCAAGAUAGCAUUGUGGAGCCUAUCUCCAAACUCACUUCAGAUGGAAAACUCAACCAUUAUUCAAGUGGAAGUUCUGUUAUUGUUGAGAUAUCAAACUUAAACAAAGUGAAGGAAAGCUACAUGGAAGACUCCCUCCAAGAUCCAAAACGAAAAGUACACAAGCCAGUGAAAGGUGUGCUAAGGCUAGAGGUGGAAAAACUUCAUAAUGACCGUAAUGAGGCGGAUACCAUUUCUGAAGGUGGGAGCAUAACCAAUGAAUUGCAUGAUGCUGGCGAGCUCAAUAAUGGCAGACACAGCAGGAAUAGCAUUGAUGGGAUCCACAGUUCUCUGAAUUCUAGUGCCAUUGUCAAGAAAGAUACACACCAGAAUGGUCAAAGUUCCAAUGGAGAGAAUGGCAACAAUUUUCAAGCUUUUGACUUUCGGAUGAUGGCCCGGAGUGAACCAUUUUCACAACUUUUCCAUUGCCUCUAUGUGUACCCAUUGACUGUUAGCUUGAGCCGCAAAAGAAAUCUAUUUGUAAGGGUAGAAUUGAGGAAGGAUGAUUCUGACAUACGUAAACUUCCAGUAGAGGCUGUCCAUCCAAGGGAUCAGAAUUCAACACUACAGAAGUGUGCCCAUACCCAAAUUUCUGUUGGCACAAGAAUGUCUUGCUACCAUGACGAAGUUAAGAUCAGUCUGCCUGCUCUAUUGACGCCCCAACAUCAUCUUCUGUUCACAUUUUUCCACGUAGAUCUCCAAAUGAAACUUGAAGCCCCUAAACCAGUGAUUGUGGGAUAUGCUGCACUUCCACUGUCGACACACAUUCAGUUACUUUCGGAUGUGUCUUUGCCAAUUUUACGAGAGCUUGUUCCGCAUUACCUGCAGGAAAGUGGAAAGGAAAAAAUGGACUACCUGGAGGAUGGAAAAACUGUUUUCAGGCUGCGGUUAAGACUUUGCUCUUCGUUGUUUCCAGUUAAUGAAAGGAUAAGGGACUUUUUCGUUGAGUAUGACCGUCACACACUACAUACAAGUCCACCUUGGGGUUCUGAGCUUCUUGAGGCAAUAAAUAGUUUAAAGAAUGUUGAAUCUACUGCAUUGUUACAAUUUCUUCAACCAAUACUCAAUAUGCUGCUACAUCUUAUUGGCGAUGGUGGUGAAACCCUUCAGGUUGCUGCAUUUCGAGCCAUGGUUAAUAUUCUAACCCGGGUGCAACAGGAAUCAUCUGAUGGAGCUGGGAGAAAUAAGUUUCUCGUUAAUUAUGUUGAUUUUGCUUUUGACGACUUCGGUGAUCGGCAGACACCUGUAUACCCUGGUUUGUCUACUGUUUGGGGCAGCCUAGCUCGUAGUAAGGCUAAAGGUUAUAGAGUUGGACCUGUCUAUGAUGAUGUGUUGUCAAUGGCUUGGUUUUUUCUGGAGCUUAUUGUAAAAUCAAUGGGAUUGGAACAAAGUCGUCUCUUCUACCACAAUCUUCCACUUGGUGAAGAUGUCCCACCGCUGCAGUUGAAAGAAGGAGUCUUCAGAUGCAUCAUGCAGCUAUUUGAUUGCCUUCUAACUGAGGUUCAUGAACGCUGUAAAAAGGGUUUAAACUUGGCGAAGCGCUUGAACAGCACUCUUGCUUUCUUCUGUUACGAUCUUUUAUCAAUCAUUGAGCCACGCCAAGUUUUUGAGCUGGUUUCAUUGUAUAUGGACAAGUUUGCAGGGGUUUGCCAGUCAGUCCUCCAUGAUUGCAAAUUGACAUUCCUGCAAAUAAUAUGUGAUCAUGAUCUUUUUGUUGAGAUGCCUGGUCGGGAUCCCACUGAUAGGAAUUAUCUCUCGUCGGUUCUUAUUCAAGAGAUCUUUCUCACCCUUGAUCAUGAUGAUUUGUCACAGCGAGCGAAAGCGGCUCGUAUUUUAGUUGUUCUUAUAUGCAAGCAUGAAUUUGACGCGCGAUAUCAAAAAAGUGAAGACAAGCUGUACAUUGCUCAGCUGUAUUUUCCUCUUAUAGGACAGAUUCUUGAUGAGAUGCCUGUGUUCUAUAACCUAAAUGCCAUUGAAAAACGUGAAGUGCUAGUGGUCAUUUUGCAAAUCAUAAGGAACUUGGACGACACAACUCUUAUAAAAGCAUGGCAACAGAGCAUUGCUAGAACCAGAUUGUUCUUCAAGCUACUUGAAGAAUGUAUAACCCAUUUUGAGCAUAACAGAACAGGAGACAGCUUGCUACUAGGUUCUAGUUCUCGGAGCCCUGAUGCUGAGCGCCCUGCGUCCCCCAAGUAUUCUGAUCGGUUAUCCCCAUCAGUUAACGCAUAUUUGUCUGAGGCUUCGCGCCAUGAAAUAAGGCCCCAGGGAACACCGGAAAAUGGGUACAUGUGGAACAGGAUUAGUCCUCAGCUAAGUUCCCCAAAUCAACCCUAUUCAUUGAGGGAAGCACUUGCGCAAGCGCAAUCUUCAAGAAUAGGAUCAACAGCCAGGGCAUUGAGAGAGUCCCUACAUCCAAUACUGAGACAAAAGUUGGAACUCUGGGAAGAAAAUCUUAGUACUGCUGUGAGCCUUGAAGUCUUGGGAAUAAUUGAUAAGUUUUCAGUUGCUGCAGCUUCUCGAAGCAUCUCGACUGACUAUGCUAAGCUAGAUUGUGUAACAUCUAUCUUGAUGGGUCUUUUAUCUAGGAGCCAGCCCUUGACUUUUUGGAAAGCUUUCCUUCCUGUGGUCUAUAAUAUAUUUAGUCUCCAUGGUGCAACACUGAUGGCAAGGGAGAAUGACCGCUUCUUGAAGCAAAUUGCUUUUCAUCUUUUGCGACUUGCUGUAUUCCGAAAUGAUUCUGUUAGAAAAAGGGCCGUUGUUGGGUUGCAGAUCCUUGUUAGGAACUCAUUCAACUAUUUCAAGAGCACCACAAGGCUGAGGGUCAUGUUGACUAUUACUUUGUCAGAACUGCUAUCUGAUGUGCAAGUAACUCAGAUGAAAUCCGAUGGAUCUCUUGAAGAAAGUGGUGAAGCUCGGCGUCUUAGGAAAUCACUGGAGGAAAUGGCUGAUGUAAGGAGUAAGGAUCAGUUGAAUGAUUGUGGCCUUCCUGUUACUGCACUGGAAGUGGCUGCUGAAGGUUCCACAGACAAUAGGUGGCUUGAACACGCCCUUUUGGGUUCUGUAAUGAGUGUGGACAGGUGUGCAGCUGCUGAGGGUUUCUAUAAGCUAGCAUUGGCCUAUGCCCCUGUUCCGGAUCUUCACAUUAUGUGGUUACUGCACCUUUGUGAUGCACACCAGGAGAUGCAGUCAUGGGCUGAGGCCGCGCAGUGCGCAGUUGCUGUAGCUGGUGUGAUCAUGCAGGCACUUGUUGGAAGGAACGAUGCUGUGUGGAGCAAGGAGCAUGUUGCCUCCCUCUGUAGGAUUUGCCCUAUUGUGGGCACUGAUAUAGGUGCAGAAGUAGCUGCAGCAGAAGUUGAAGGAUAUGGUGCAUCCAAGCUUACUGUGGAUUCGGCCGUCAAGUAUCUUCAACUUGCGAACAAACUCUUUGCACAAGCUGAACUUUACCACUUCUCUGCCAGUAUCCAGGAACUUAUCAUUCCUGUGUACAAAAGCAGAAGGUCUUAUGGGCAGCUGGCUAAAUGUCACACGUCACUCACAAGCAUAUAUGAGUCAAUUCUUGAACAGGAGGCUAGCCCUAUCCCGUUCAUUGAUGCUACCUACUACAGAGUUGGAUUCUAUGGGGAACGAUUUGGCAAGCUCAAUAAAAGGGAGUAUGUGUUUAGGGAGCCGCGGGAUGUUCGUCUGGGUGACAUUAUGGAGAAGCUUAGUCAUACCUAUGAGGCUAAGAUGGAUGUGAAUCACACGUUACACAUCAUUCCUGACUCGAGGCAAGUCAAUGCUGAUGAGCUGCAACCUGGUGUAUGCUAUCUGCAAAUAACUGCCGUUGAUCCUGUAAUGGAGGACGAGGACUUGGAGAGCAGGAGGGAAAGGAUUUUCUCUUUAUCCACUGGUUCUGUUCGUGCACGUGUGUUUGACCGUUUCCUUUUCGACACACCAUUCACAAAGAACGGAAAAACGCAAGGUGGCCUAGAAGAUCAAUGGAAGAGACGCACAGUGCUCCAGACAGAGGGUUCCUUUCCUGCUCUGGUAAAUCGUCUGGUGGUGAUAAAAUCUGAAUCUCUAGAGUUUUCACCUGUGGAGAAUGCGAUUGGAAUGAUUGAAACAAGGACAGCUGCAUUGAGAAAUGAACUAGAAGAACCACGGAGCUCUGAAGGUGAUCAAUUACCAAGACUUCAAAGCCUGCAAAGGAUACUCCAAGGAAGUGUGGCUGUUCAGGUCAACAGUGGUGUAUUAAGUGUGUGCACCGCUUUCUUAUCUGGCGAGCCUGCAACCAGGCUCCGGUCUCAAGAACUGCAACAGCUGAUAGCUGCAUUGCUUGAAUUCAUGGCUGUCUGCAAGCGUGCAAUCCGUGUGCAUUUUAGAUUGAUAGGGGAAGAAGACCAGGAGUUCCACACGCAACUUGUCAAUGGGUUUCAGUCUCUUACUGCUGAGCUUUCUCACUAUAUUCCUGCCAUACUUUCGGAGCUAUGA
Messenger RNA from Triticum turgidum subsp. durum (durum wheat), 5451 nucleotides. NCBI's taxonomy places the organism in Eukaryota, Viridiplantae, Streptophyta, Magnoliopsida, Poales, Poaceae. The record is from the annotation of a GenBank genome assembly.